Messenger RNA from Oryza sativa Japonica Group (Japanese rice), 1194 nucleotides. Its product is annotated as putative AC transposase. NCBI's taxonomy places the organism in Eukaryota, Viridiplantae, Streptophyta, Magnoliopsida, Poales, Poaceae. The record is from RefSeq and is a predicted model, not a curated record.
GGAAGCCUGACGACUACAACUAACAGGACAAGCCCAACUCUAGGAAACAACUCGACUACGUUCGGGAGGCAAGGUUGCCUCCUGACCACGAAAAACAAAGCACAUGAUUAUAAUGAAAUUAAUUAAGUAUUAGCCUAAAAAAAUUGAAAAAUGGAUUAAUAUAAUUUUUUAAAGCAACAUUCAUAUAAAAAAACUUUACAAAAUAGUACACCGUUUAGCAGUUUGAAGAGCACGCGCGCAAAAAAUGAUAAAAGUGAGUUAGGAAAGAGGGGAAAAGAAUACAACCUAAGGCCAUUCACACUACAUCUAUAUGGUAUUUGGCCUCGACUCUCCAGCUAGGCAGAUUGCAUGCGUGGAGGAGAUAAGGCAGUGGGGCCGAUGUCUUCACCAGGUUCGCACAGCCUUGUUGGCUCCGAGAACCUCAUCAGAAAAAACAGUUUUUUCACAAAGAAUAGCAUCCACACCCAUGACAAGAAAGCAGGAGAGAGAGAAGGGGGAGAAGCUCGCCAAAGAAGCCGCAUCUGCGCCGAGUCCGAGCUCCCGCGCCGACGGGGAGAGAGGAGGGCGUCGCCAACGGGGAGAGAGGAGGGUGCCACCGCGGCCCCCGCCUUCACAACGGGCUACGCUCGCUGCCGGCCGCCGCGCCCCUCGAUCUGCACCCGCCGGAACUCGCCAGCCACGCCGCCCCCCGAUCCGGAAGAGGAGGAGGUGAGGCACUCGAGCCGUCCCGCUGCCCAGCGCUGUCAAGUUCCCGCCGUCCCCUACUACUGCGCCACCGAGCUCCCGUGUCCCCCGCUACUGCGCCGCCGACUUCGCCGCUGUUGCACCGGCGAGCACCAGGCCCCGCCGCUGCUCCGCCCGGCUGCCCCGGCGCUGUCUCCGCUCGGGCUGCCGCUCCACCCGGCAGCUGCUUUGCCCGACCGCCCCGCCGUCGUCUCCACUCGGGCUGCUGCUCCACUCGGCCACCCCGUCAUGGUGGAAGGAGAAGAGGAGAGCGGCGUCCGAGCGUGAGAGGAGAGAGAGGGGGAGAAGGAAGCGUGGGUCUCGAGGAAAGAGAGAGAGGUGGAAAAGUGGAGAAAAAAAGGAAAAAAAAUUUUUUUGGACCCCACGUGAGGUUGAUGCAUGGUGAGCCUUGUGUCUAUCACCGUUCCUAGCCCAUCUGGCAUCUAAGCUCCGGCAAAUACUUGUGACGCA